Molecule: messenger RNA, 871 nt
Organism: Belonocnema kinseyi
Lineage: Eukaryota; Metazoa; Arthropoda; Insecta; Hymenoptera; Cynipidae
Product: NADH dehydrogenase [ubiquinone] 1 alpha subcomplex assembly factor 3
Exons: 3
Coding region: 169-732 (187 amino acids)
Biological process (GO): mitochondrial respiratory chain complex I assembly
Cellular component (GO): mitochondrial inner membrane
Source: RefSeq, a predicted model, not a curated record
AUCGUCUGCUAGAGAGAACAUAACCUGAAAAGUAAUCAGCUGGUCUGUUCGUGCCGUACGUGCGGUUAAAUUAUUAUGAAAUUAAAGUGUGUUUUAUCGUUUUUUUAAGUUAAGGUUUAUUUUGUAGAUCUUAAUAUUUCCACUAUUAUUCAGUUGAUAACAGAAAUCAUGACGAGCUUAUCCAGUAAACUUUUUAGGCAAAAUACUACGUGUAUUAAAAGAUAUUUUAACAGAUCUGCGAUAAGAAGAACUGCGUUUGAAACAGAAGGAAAAACAGUAGUUAAAAUUCUCAAUAAAGAUCUGUCGAAUGGGUUUUUAAUAAAUGCAUUUUCCGAGCAUGGUUUCACCCUGAGCGCUGGAUUCAAUGUAAUUGGCCCAAUAAUAGUUUUCCCUCGCACAUUUCUCAGUUGGAAUAUCGCAGCCUCUUCAGACAUGAAUGCAGAAAGUCUCUGUUUAUUCAACGUUUUAGAGCCACAAUUAGACAUGCUGAUUAUUGGAUUAGACAUGCAGUAUCCAGCACAUGCACCCUUUUUGUGUGAUCUUCGAGCGUGGUUGAAAAAAACGAAGAUAAAUGCAGAAAUAUUGCCGAUUAAACAUGCAAUUCCUACCUAUAAUUUUUUGGCGGCAGAGGGAAGAUUUGUUGCAGCAGCUUUAGUGCCGCCGAAACAUUUUGUUCCUGAGUAUGCUGUAACUGCACCUUUGCCGAAACACGAAAGAAUACCCGAUUAUUGAAUAGAAAUUGAAGCGAUUCUGAAAAAUAAGUUAAUUCUCUUUGUAUAUAUUUAAAUAGAAAUAUGCCGUACUUGCUUUAUUAUUAUUGCCUAAAACAUGAUCAAUUUCUUAAUAAAGCUUUUAGAAUAUCCUUAAAAAA